Cryphonectria parasitica EP155 is the source of this 1503-nucleotide messenger RNA. Its product is annotated as cytochrome P450. Gene Ontology annotation, molecular function: monooxygenase activity; oxidoreductase activity, acting on paired donors, with incorporation or reduction of molecular oxygen; iron ion binding. The transcript has 4 exons. NCBI's taxonomy places the organism in Eukaryota, Fungi, Ascomycota, Sordariomycetes, Diaporthales, Cryphonectriaceae. The record is from RefSeq and is a predicted model, not a curated record. Bases 1 to 1503 code for a protein of 500 amino acids.
AUGUGGACUGAAAACAUGCCUGGCUGGCUGGAAAACCAGCAGCGCAACCCCACGACACCUGCUACACUCACCGUCCUCCUUCUCCUCUCCUUCCUCACCCUCGCCAUCGGCAGCACCCUCCUCACAGCCUUCACCUGCCCCGUCCGCUCCCUACCUGGACCAUGGUACACAGCCUUCACCCACCUCGUGCUCAAAUACCACAUCAUCGCAGGCCGCCGUAUCUACUACGUCGACGCCCUCCACGCUAGAUACGGCCCCAUCGUCCGCAUCACCCCCUCCGAAGCCUCCAUAGCUGACCCAGCUGCCGCGCAGGCCAUCCACAAGCCCGGCAGCGGUUUUACCAAGUCCGCCUGGUACGAGAUGCUCGUGACAGCCGGCCGACCCGAACUCGCGGCGCGCAUCGGCGUGUUUGCGCUACGCGACCCAGCACGCCAUGCCGUACGGCGUAAGUUAUUUGCGCGGCCGUUCAGCCUGUCGAGCCUGCGGGAGAAUAUGGAGGGUGUGGUGAGGGAGAGGGGGGAGCUUGCAGUGCGGCGGAUCCGGGAGGAGGCUGCCGGUAGUGGUGCCGGUGGGGUGGCGGAUGCGCUGAAGUGGUGGACGCUCAUGGCGACGGAUGUUAUUGCGCAGUUUUGCUUUGGGGAGAACUUUGCGUCGUUGGAUGUUGGCAAGCAAACGCCUUUUAUCGAUGCCCUCCAAAGGAUGCUCAUCUGCAACUUGCUGCUGGGCGAGUUCCCUCUGCUGAACUGGGUCGGCCCGUAUCUGCCCAUUCGAUCUAUCCAGCGCCUCUUCGAAGCAGAUCGCAUUGUGUUCGACCAUGGAUCUAUAGCCAUCAAAAACAUGCGCAGCGCUUCUGGAAACAUGCGCAGCCUCUUCGGCCAGGCCCUCGUCCAAGCCGACAGCGCCGAACAGAGCCAACUCACCGACGACACGGUGCGCCACGAGGCGGCCAACCUCAUUCUGGCCGGCGCAGACACGACGGCAUUGACACUGACGUACCUCCUCUGGUCUGUGCUCAAGCGCCCCGACCUGCGGGCUGCGCUCGAGGAGGAGGUCGCGGGGCUCAGCGGAGGGUUGACCCACGAGGAGCUGGUAGAUGCCAGGCUGCUGAACAGCAUCAUCGACGAGACUCUGCGUCUGUACACCCCUGCACCCAGCGGGCUGCAGCGUGAUGUCCCGGCUGGGGGCCAGACGCUUUGUGGCAUGUACAUUCCGGCGGGCGUUGUGGUGUCCACGCAGGCGUACACGCUACAUCGAGACCCAAAGGUCUUUGAAGAUCCGCUCGACCAGCGACAGAAGGCUUCCCUUAUGCCCUUUGGCGCGGGGACGCGUCUCUGUCUUGGCAUCCACCUCUCCAUGAUGGAGCUCCGCAUCGCCACAGCUCUGUUCUUCAGGAAGUGCCGCGGUGCGCGGUUGGCUGCCGACAUGACGGACGAGAAGAUGGUGAUGGUCGAACACUUUCUCGUUGCGCCGAAGGGGCAUUGUUGUCAUAUUGUCCUUUCCUGA